Phytophthora infestans T30-4 is the source of this 2278-nucleotide messenger RNA. RefSeq lists its product as uncharacterized. The transcript has a single exon. The coding region runs from base 14 to 2278 and encodes 754 amino acids. Lineage: Eukaryota; Oomycota; Peronosporomycetes; Peronosporales; Peronosporaceae. The record is from RefSeq and is a predicted model, not a curated record. Gene Ontology annotation, molecular function: DNA binding.
GCGGGACGUUACGAUGAGCGCCAUGAAGAUGGACUUCAUCUGCAAGGAGGUACCUACCGCAUUGGCCACCGCUGGGCCGGACGCGGUCGUCGAGCCCGAAGACGGCGGUGUGAGCGACAACGAGGACUCGGAGGACGAGCAGUUGGAGCAUGCUGCUUGGCAGGAUGUGGACUUGAAUCCGGCCGUGGAGCUGGUGGCCAAGCUCGUACGCGAUUCGCUGGACGCUGGCAAGACGUACAAUAAGAGCAUCACGGCGAAGACGUCGCAGCUUCUCACGGGCUGCGACAGUAUGUUGCUGGAGAUUAAGAGCCUGGUCGAGACCCGCGGGGACGCUCGUCAGCGCUCAGGCAAAGGCUCGGGCCAGGGCGGCGCUGACUGCUCUUGUGGCCAGGCCAUGGGCAUGCUUCCGCUGCGCAACCCGGCCAAGACACUGGCUGGGUCAACUGACUCGACAUCUAAGAAGCAGGACGCGCCAAAGGUGGACGAGGCCACGGAAGAUCAGACGGAUCGUGUGCUGGCCAAAAUGGAGGCAGCCAUGGUCCGGAUCCGAGAAAUGGCCGAGAUCAUCCAGGCCACUAGUAUGCAGGGAGAAGCUAACUUGGUAUCUAAAGUAUCUCUGCAAACGGGCACGUUCCAGGCUCUCGAGGCGGCCGUGCAGGCCAGCGCGGCGGCUGCGACGGCCACUGCUAUCGCUCAGGAGCGUGGCCGCUCGUCCUCGGCCUUUGGCCGACUGUACAUGCCACUACAAGUUCAAAAACUACAGGAAUGGUACUAUUCGUACCCACGCCCGCUCCUAGACGAGCUCACACUCAUGCGUACGAUCUUAAACUACCGGCCAUACGCGAAUCCGUUCCAGGUGGGCGGACUCUCGCUAGCCCACGUGCGUGAUUGGUUUAAGCGCCGUCGCUUCCGUGAACGUAUGCGUUAUGUAAAACUCGCAGUGGAGGCGGGCCACGACGCUCAAGCUGCAGAGGAGGAGAUCGAUCUGCGGUUGGAGCAGAGGAUUGCGCAAUUGCGGGCCUCCGUGGACCCGAAUGAGCUGGUCAAGGAAGUAGACCGCGUGCGCGCUCAGAGUUAUCUGUUUGAUGCAGCUGUGAACGCCUUCACACGGCCGAACAACAUCCGCUCUUAUAUCGCGGCAUCCUACUCUGUGCCUACGGCUGCUGAUCAACAGGGAUACAAUGUUAAUGGCCGAGGCAAACGACAACGUACACAGGACUCGGAGCUGGAUGACAUCUCGAUGGUGAAGCACGCCACGGUACUAGAAGUGAUGGCUCUGCAAAACCGACUGCGCAGUCUCAUGGAACAGCCCAAGACGACCGUAGUGACGAACGGACUGCAGCAAGUGGUGGAUCUGUUGCGUGCUAUGAAAGUUGAGCCUGACGUGCGUAUCCAGUCGGGUCUGGUGGCCGACCUUAAGCAGAUCUUGAAGGUCUAUACGAAGCCUACUUUGCUUCGCAAGGCUACAAUUGCACUCUUGGAGAACCUGGGGAUGAACCGCCGUGCGAUACUGGAGCAGGACGCUGAUGACGAUGCUCCGUUAUCCGCACCCGCCAGUCCAGCGCUAAGCACAGCGUCAAGUUCUCGCGUCCGAUCAACGAUAAAGCCGAACGUUUUGGAGAGUGGCAGUGCGGCGUUCGACGAUGAUUCCUCCCUGCUCUUGUCUGGCGAGCCACCGAACAAGAAGGCUAAGCCAACAGCACGACCGGUCAAGCCACGAGCGAAGGAGAAAAAGGGACGUGUGUUGCGCCCUAUGAAGUUCUCGAUGGACCAGCUCACGGCGCUUGAGGCGUGGUUCCAACAGAAGUAUAAACCAUCACAGGAAGAAAUGGAGAGCUACCUGGCUCAGCUGAACACCCCGCCGCUACGCGAUGUGAAGAAGCAGACAGUGGACGUGAAUAUGACGCAGCUUCGGCGAUGGUUUAACAAGCGGCGGUGUCUACGUCGUCCUCCGUUUGCGCUUAUGACACAACAAGAGGCGGCCAAGGAAGGAUCGAAGAAUCCUGCAGUUCUGAAGGCGGCGUCAGCCCCUAGCAAUGGCGUGGAGUCGGUGGAGAGCGUGCAAGACACUGACGACGUGGAACGUGCGAGCUCCGAGCUUGAAGGACAUCGGAGGACACUCGAAGGACGACUCUCCUAUGAUACUAAUGACGACGACGAUGAUGAUUCGAGCGACAACGACGACGACGACGAUGACGAUGAUGAUGACGAUGAUGACGAUGUCGAUGAUGAUAGCAGUGAUGAUGGAGAACAUCUCAUCGGCGCAGCUCUGGCCUAG